GUGCCUUUUAUCCCUGCAGUGUCCAGCGUCUAGAAGUGAGUGUUAUCAGGGCAGCGGCUACACAACCCUCCGUGUUCUGCAGUAUUAUCAUGGCAGCUGUUUUUAGCGGAAUCGCCUCUGUUUUGAAUGGCCAUGGCACAUUUAAUCUUGAGUUUCUGUUUCUUUGGGGCAAUGACAAGUUUUGUGUCUUCUCUCGCUACUGUUCCCGAGGGUCUAGCAGCCGUGCAGACCCCAGUGUCUUGCUUUAUGCGUCACAGGACUUUGUUUCAUCACACUGGCCUCGUUCUGAGGGUUGGGAUCCACUGGUCAUGUUAUCGAUGGAUCCACUGUGUCCCCAGAAAAGACAUACACCCCUGGCGAAUGUACUCUGGCUAGUCUGGUGGUGUUGUCUUUUAGGAGACGUGAUGGUGUCACACAGGCCGUGGGUGGCAGGAUCUAUGCUGUAACCGCAGAGAUUAGUGACUGUGUUGGCCAGGAGGUCUUGUCACUGGGACACUGCUAAGAAGACUUUCUUCUCUUCUCCUGGCCUGGUGAGAUAGGAUCUAUCCUGAUAGGCACAGACAGCAGAGAAAUCCGGUGAGCCAGCACCUGGACAACUCACCUGUCUGUGCAGUGCUCCUUGCUGGAAUCCAGGCUCUCCCCUGCUGCACUUUUACGUGUCUGGCUGCUUCUGGCUGAACAUAUUCGUCCCACUACCUUCUCAUUAUCAUUAAAUCCACCACCUCCCACUUCCUAUUGAGACCCCGGGACUAUUGUGGCCUCCAGCUCAAAGUAGCCCCUCAUGGAUCCCCUCCCGAAAUGGGAGUCGGCAUUAACUUCCGCGUCUUCUCAAGUGACCAUUGUGCAGCCCUCCCAGAAUGGCUCUGCACCUGCUCAUCUCAUAGCCUUAGAACAGCUGAGGAUAGGCCUCCGCAGCCUGACCCCCACCCCUGGCUCCAGCACCCCCACAUCCUUGGCAGAGGGGAUGCUCCAGCAGCAGUAUGUGGAGCCGAAGAGCUUACUGGAGCAUCGCUGGGGAAGGCUGGGAUUCCCUCAGAAGAAAGCCUUUCUGGGCAAGCUGAGGCGCAGGCACCGAGAUCAUAGGUCACCUUACCCAGUGGAUAGGGACACCAGAAUCUUCCGCUCAGGCAACAAAACUCAGAAUUGGUUCCGAUGUGAAUGCCUCUACUGCCAGGCCCGUGGGCAAAGUAUUUCCGGGGAAAGGGAUGGGAGCACCAAUGCUUCCUCCUGGGAUACUCUAGUGCAGGGACUUGGUGGCCUUACCCUCAACCUGGGAGCUGACAGGCCUGGCCUCCUGCCAGAGGGGGCGCAGCAGCAGCAGCAGCACCUUCAGAUGCAGCAGCAGCACCUUCAGAUGCAGCAGCAGCACCUCCAGAUGCAGCAGCAGCCCCCACUGCUGGCCCAUCAGGAGCCAGAGGGGAGGUGCCAGCAGGAAAGCAAGGGCAGGUUCCAGAGGCUGUUCAACGAGUGGUUUGAAGAAAACUGAGGUCUUCGGGGAUCCAGAGACCUGAAAGGAUUCACACAGAGCUUCACUGCCAGCUUUGCGCUUAGGCUCCUUUGUGGAACAGACAACUCAGCUGUCCUUUGCGGGAACUCCCAACACCUGCACGUUCUGACCAACAUCUUCCAGGCAUGAGAUCUGACCCAUUCCCAGGAAAGAGCUCAGCUUUCCGGCGUCUUAUCUGUGGAGUAUGUGCCGCGUCCUAGUGCAAAGGAGACUACAGACCCCUGGUCCUCACCUCCUCUCCUCUGCUCCCAUGAUGCAUGCUGACACUCCCUGCCUGGAUCUCUGCCUUUCCUCCCUACUUCCUUAUUAGUAGAGUGAGGGUGUCUAUGGCCUUGUGAAUGACCACGUGCUUCUGUGCCAUUCGAUCCAGGGGGAAGAAUCUGCAGCUGUAGAGUGUGAGGGGACUAUGGGAUCGGACCAUGGUGGCUCACCAUUUGACCUUCUGUAUAAAGAAGAUAUGACUGUGACAGUUAGCUGUACGUUCAUGUGGAGCUGUUUCUUAACAGUUGGGGACUAUUCUCCCACACUAGAAUUUCUGAUGGAGUACCUCAUUGUCAAUACCAAAUAAUAACCAUGCUUAUGAAAGGAGAGUGACUUAGAAGUCAGGUUGCUGGUAUUUUGUUUAUUGUCAGAGCUGGAAAAUCUCUGACUGGUAGGCAAGAUACAACAGGAGGAUCUCAGCACCAUGGAGAUUCGGAAAGCAGGGUGGAGUGGCCUUGCAUGGGACUGGAGCGGGACGGUGUAGUGGUUUAAAUGAGACUGACCCCCAUUGGCUCAUAUGCUCAUAUUCUGGGUUCCUGACUGGAAUAUUUGGGGAGGAUUAGGGGAUGUGACCCUGUUGGGGAGGCGUGUCACUGGGAGGGAGUUUUGAGGUUUCCAAAGCUCAGUCCAUUCGCAGUUAGCCCUCUCUCUGCCUCUUGUUUGUGCAUCUGAGGGAAGAUCUCACCACUGUCCCAGCACCAUGCCUACCUGCAUGCUGCCUUGCUCCCUGCCAUGAUGGUAAGGGAAUCAAACGCUGUGCAGAUGUGAGCCUAAAAUUA
This is a messenger RNA of Chionomys nivalis (European snow vole), 2547 nucleotides long. RefSeq names its product protein FAM156A/FAM156B-like. Bases 782 to 1486 code for a protein of 234 amino acids. The record is from RefSeq and is a predicted model, not a curated record. The transcript is spliced from 3 exons. NCBI's taxonomy places the organism in Eukaryota, Metazoa, Chordata, Mammalia, Rodentia, Cricetidae.